Mucor mucedo is the source of this 252-nucleotide messenger RNA. RefSeq lists its product as uncharacterized. The record is from RefSeq and is a predicted model, not a curated record. The annotation marks the transcript as partial. NCBI's taxonomy places the organism in Eukaryota, Fungi, Mucoromycota, Mucoromycetes, Mucorales, Mucoraceae. The transcript has a single exon.
UAUUGGCUGAUAUCGCUCGUCAUUGCUUAUUGUGCAGUAAUUGGCAUCUAUGACAGCCCUCAAGCAACCGAUUUACCUCGUGCCUACAUGAGUUUACAAGGAAAAAUUCAACUGUCAAAAGAGGUGGGCAAACAGAUUAUGCAAUCUGUUACAGAUCAAGUGGUGCCAUAUGAACAAAUUCAUAGUAUUCGAUUUAUUGAUGCUAUCCUAAAAAGUCCUGCCGAUAAAAUUCUUCGAAGGGUACUUCGUGAU